Xiphophorus couchianus (Monterrey platyfish) is the source of this 5016-nucleotide messenger RNA. It is a transcript of the gene flii, whose product is annotated as FLII actin remodeling protein. The coding region runs from base 84 to 3890 and encodes 1268 amino acids. The transcript is spliced from 31 exons. Gene Ontology annotation, cellular component: actin cytoskeleton; nucleus; cytoplasm. Lineage: Eukaryota; Metazoa; Chordata; Actinopteri; Cyprinodontiformes; Poeciliidae. Gene Ontology annotation, molecular function: actin filament binding; phosphatidylinositol-4,5-bisphosphate binding. Gene Ontology annotation, biological process: myofibril assembly; actin filament severing; barbed-end actin filament capping. The record is from RefSeq and is a predicted model, not a curated record.
AAAGAAGAACAGCCACAACCCUCCUUCCUUUCGGACCAAAAUAGACAGUUAAGGGUGGAGGAGCUGACAUCAACUAGUCAGAAAUGGCUGCUACCGGAGUUCUUCCCUUCAUUAGGGGGGUAGACCUCAGUGGAAACGACUUUAAAGGAGGAUACUUCCCUGAACACGUCAAGUGUAUGAGCAGCCUGCGAUGGCUGAAGCUGAACAGGACGGGACUUUGUUACCUCCCAGAGGAGCUGGCCUCUCUCCAGAAGCUGGAACAUCUUUCAGUGAGUCACAACAGCCUGACCACCUUACAUGGAGAACUUUCCAGCUUACCAAACCUACGGGCCGUGGUGGCCAGAGCCAACAGCCUGAAGAACUCUGGAGUCCCAGAUGACAUUUUUCAGCUUGAGGACCUUUCCGUCCUGGAUCUGAGUUACAACCAGCUGACGGAGAUCCCCAGGGACCUGGAGAACAGCAGGAACAUGCUGGUGUUGAAUCUGAGCCACAACAGCAUCGACUCCAUUCCCAACCAGCUGUUCAUCAACCUCACGGACCUGCUGUACCUGGACCUGAGCGACAACAAGCUGGACAGCCUGCCGCCCCAGAUGAGGCGCCUGGUGCACCUGCAGACGCUCACUCUGAACAACAACCCGCUCAUGCACGCACAGCUGCGUCAGCUGCCGGCCAUGGUGGCGUUACAGACGCUUCACCUGAGGAACACGCAGAGAACGCAGAGCAACAUGCCCACCAGUUUGGAGGGACUGACUAAUUUGGCAGACGUGGACCUGUCCUGUAACGACCUGACCCGGGUCCCAGAGUGCCUGUAUUCCCUGAGCAGCCUGAAGAGACUCAACCUGAGCAGCAACCAGAUCUCUGAGCUGUCGCUGUGCAUCGACCAGUGGACCCAGCUGGAGACGCUGAACCUGAGCCGAAACCAGCUCACCUCGCUGCCCUCUGCGAUCUGCAAGCUGUCCAAGCUGAAGAAGCUGUAUGUGAAUUCGAACAAACUGGACUUCGACGGGCUUCCGCCGGGCGUGAGCAAACUCUGCAGCCUGACGGAGUUCAUGGCUGCCAACAACAACCUGGAGCUCAUCCCAGAGGGCCUCUGCAGGUGCGACAAACUGAAGAAGUUGGUGCUGAAUAAGAACCGGCUGGUGACGCUGCCGGAAACCAUCCACUUCUUAACCGAGUUGGAGGUCUUAGACGUGCGGGAGAACCCCAACCUGGUGAUGCCCCCAAAGCCGGCGGACCGAGCAGCAGAGUGGUACAACAUCGACUUCUCCCUCCAGAACCAGCUGCGUCUGGCCGGAGCUUCUCCUGCCGUUGUAGCCGCUGCAGGAGGAGGCGCCAGCCCCAGAGAUCACCUGGCGAGGAAGAUGAGGCUGAGGAGGAAGAAAGACUCGUCGCAGGACGAUCAGGCAAAGCAGGUCCUGAAAGGCAUGAGCGACGUCGCUCAGGAGAAGAAGAACAUGGAGGAAAACGGAGACUUGAAAUAUGGCGACCUAAAAGUCCGCCGCUGGGACAAGAGCCUGGAGAAACCUCAGCUGGAUUACUCCGAGUUCUUCAUGGAAGACGUGGGGCAGAUUCCCGGAGUGUCUGUGUAUCAGAUCGAGAACUUCGUUCCCCUACAGGUGGACGAAGCUUUCCACGGCAAGUUCUACGAGGCGGACUGCUACAUCGUCCUCAAGACCUUCCUGGACGACAACGGAGCGUUGAACUGGCACAUCUACUACUGGAUCGGUCAGGAGGCAACGCUGGACAAGAAGGCCGGCUCGGCCAUCCACGCCGUCAACCUGAGGAACUUCCUGGGAGCCGAGUGCAGGACCAUCCGAGAGGAGAUGGGAGACGAGAGCGAGGAGUUCAGCGCUGUAUUUAAUAAUGAGAUCUCCUACAUCGAGGGAGGAACAGCCAGUGGGUUUUACACUGUGGAGGACACACACUACACCAUCAGGUUGUAUCGAGUUUACGGCAAAAAGAACAUCAAACUGGAGUCGGUGCCGGCGAAGGGCACCUCCCUCGACCCUCGCUUUGUGUUCCUGUUGGACACGGGGCUGGAGAUCUUCAUCUGGAGAGGAGCCAACGCCACGCUCGGCGGCACCACGAAGGCCAGGCUGUUUGCUGAAAAGAUCAACAAGAACGAGCGGAAAGGGAAGGCGGAGAUCGUGACCCUGAUGCAGAACCAGGAGCCUCCGGGGUUCUGGGAGGCGCUGGGAGGACAACCAGAGGAGAUCAGGAAACACGUUCCAGACGAUUUCUCCUCCAUCAGACCCAAACUGUACAAAGUCGGCCUUGGUCUCGGCUACCUGGAGCUGCCUCAGAUUAACUACAAGCUGUCUGUGGAGCACAAAGAUCACAAAAUCAAGCUGGACACCCUGCCUGAGCUCAGACUGGUUCAGUCCCUGCUGGACACGAAAGGCGUUUACAUCCUGGACUGCUGGUCGGACGUCUUCAUCUGGAUCGGCAGGAAGUCUCCGCGUCUGGUCCGGGCCGCCGCCCUGAAGCUGGGUCAGGAGGUCUGCUCCAUGCUGCACAGACCCAAACACGCCUGCGUGACCCGCAACCUGGAGGGCACGGAGUGCCAGGUGUUUAAAUCCAAGUUUAAGAACUGGGACGAUGUUUUGAAGGUGGACUACACCAGAGCCGCUGAGACUGUGCAGCAAAAGGAUAACCUGCAGGGCAAAGUGAAGAAGGACGCGGAGCAGAAGGACCAGAUGAAGACUGACCUCACGGCGCUGUUCCUCCCCCGGCAGCCCGCCAUGCCGCUCACCGAGGCGGAGCAGCUGAUGGAGGAGUGGAACGAGGAUCUGGACGGCAUGGAGGGCUUCGUCCUGGAGGGGAAGAAGUUCACCCGCCUUCCCGAGGAGGAGUUCGGUCACUUCUACACCCAGGACUGCUACGUCUUCCUGUGCAGAUACUGGGUUCCCGUGGAGUACGAGGACGAGGACGAGAAGAAGGACGGAGAGGCUGGCAAAGGCAGAGGAGGAGGAGGCAAGGGGGAUGAGGAUGAGGAGGACAAACAGCCUGAGGAAGACUUCCAGUGUGUGGUGUACUUCUGGCAGGGCCGGCAGGCGUCCAACAUGGGCUGGCUCACCUUCACCUUCUCCCUGCAGAAGAAGUUUGAGAGUCUGUUCCCCGGGAAACUCAAGGUGGUGCGUAUGACCCAGCAGCAGGAGAACCUCAAAUUCCUGUCGCACUUCAAGAGGAAGUUUAUCAUCCACAAAGGGAAGCGGAAACAGAACACCGACUCAGUCCAGCCGUCCCUCUAUCACAUCCGCACCAACGGCAGCGCGCUCUGCACCAGGACCAUCCAGAUCGGUACAGACUCCAGCAAUCUCAACUCCGAGUUCUGCUUCAUACUCAAGGUGCCAUUUGAAAGCACGGAUAACCAGGGCAUCGUUUACACCUGGGUGGGCCGGGCCGCCGACCCUGACGAGGCCAAGCUGGCCGAGGACAUCAUGAACUCCAUGUUUGACGACACCUACAGCAAACAGGUUAUCAACGAGGGCGAGGAGCCGGAGAACUUCUUCUGGGUCGGGAUCGGAUCUCAGAAAGAGUACGACGAAGACGCAGAAUACAUGAAAUACGCACGGCUCUUCAGGUGCUCAAACGAGAAGGGUUAUUUCUCCGUGUCGGAGAAGUGCUCCGACUUCUGCCAGGACGACCUGGCCGACGACGACAUCAUGCUGCUGGACAACGGCAAGGAGGUUUACAUGUGGGUCGGCACUCAGACCAGCCAGGUGGAGAUAAAACUGAGUCUGAAAGCCUGUCAGGUUUACAUCCAGCACAUGCGCGCUAAAGACUCUGAACAUCCGCGGAAGCUGCGCCUGGUGCGGAAGGGAAACGAGCCUCACUGCUUCACCCGCUGCUUCCAUGCCUGGGGGCCCUUCAAAGCCCCUCCCUCAUAGGCCGAACACACACAUCCACCCAGCCAAUCCGCUGCCACGUAGGGGUUUUGCUUAAACCAGUAAUCUGAGGCUCCUGUUUUUCCCUCCAUCCUGCAGCCAAAACCUACCAGGAUUUUAACCCAACAUCCCCAAAUCUUCCAGAGGAAAACAAAAAAUCCUGGAUGCUUAAAGUCUGAGAAUGAUGGCAAAAAUAAUGCAAUUUUUUUUCUAUGAAUUUUUAUUUACACAAGCUUGAAUAUUACUGUCAAAUAAGAGAAUUAUCUUUUAAAAUGUACAGAGGGAUUUAUGAAAUCUAAGGGAAGGUUUUUCACCUGACAUAUCGUCUCUUAUUGUGCUGCUUUGACUGGUUUCCAGGGGACGAGGUGCCGUUCGCUCAGCUUAUCCAAGCAGUUUUAAGGCACAAAUGUACUUUUUUGUUGAUAUUUUUCAACUUUGAGGGAUUAAUUGAGGAAUGUCAGCCUAAUACUUAUUACAUGUUUUUACGCUUCUUCCCCCCCUUUUCAUUUUAAAGCGCUCUUCUCUUUAGUUUUGUCACUUUUAUCGUAUUAAUUUCCCACUGAUUCUGAAUGCAAAACAGCUCUUUGCUGUGGGUGAUUUUGUUUGUUGCUGUUUAGUUGUGAAAAUCUAGUUUUACAUCUAUUUGGCCAAAGACGUUUUCUAGAGGUCAGACUGCAAGAUUACGUUUUUUUUUUUGUUUGUUUCAAUGUGCAAUCAGUAAAGCCUGGGAUAGGCUGAAACUAAAUGACCUUACUGUAUUCUUCUGUUGGAGGCGUUUUACAGCAACCAGGCUCAGAUCUUCAGAAGACCAGAGUGUUUUCAUCAUAUCACGCGUGUCUCCGUGUACAGAGGGACUUCUGGCUCAGAGGAGUCGAAUCAAGUUCACCAGAUGACUGUAGUUUAUCUUGUGAUCGUGCGACCUGUGUAGAGUGCAGGUAUUGGUCAGGGGAAGGGAUCAGCUGACUGCAAUAUGUCUCAUACUUCUUUAUAUUUUUAUGAGGUGAUUUAUAUGCCUGUUGGCGUGUGAUUCCUGCACAUAUCCGUGUCUCUAAAUGCGCGCGCACGCUCCUGAUGCCACCUGCAGAUGCUUUAUUUAUGUAUUUUAUAUAAAAUAAAAACGUCACAUCAA